AUGCCGUCCGUGAGCAAGAGAGCACGCGAGCGGGCCGAGCAGAUCGAGAAGGAGAUGCCUAUAAUGAAGUUGCUGCCCGAGAAGUUCUAUGAGCCAACGCAUAACCCUGAUGGAGUCAUUAUCAUGGGUGUGGCGGAGAAUGCACUGAUGACGCCGGUCUUCACGGAGUACAUCGAGAAGAACUUUCGUCUUGAUGCUGAUCAUUUCAGAUACCACGUUACGUUGCAGAAAGGAUUUACACUUACAACGGAAGAGGCCUUACCGCAGUACAUCAACGAUACCUUUCACCCUAUCAUUCCUGUUACUCAAGAUAAUUCAAUUGUUGGUCCAGGCGUAGGCUCUCUCAUCUCAGAGUUUGCUUGGCAGGUUUGUGACGAAGGAGAGGCCUUUCUUGUGACAGCGCCCUUCUAUGGCGGAUUCCAACCCGACUGCGAAUACCCGUCUCGCACGAAGCUUGUGGUAGUGGACAUACCACAAGGCAUAGACCCGCUUUCGAAGGAAAGUGUCUCGUACUUGGAACGAGCUAUAGAGAAGUGUAAGGUGGACGGACCAACGAUACGGGGUCUGAUUCUCUGCAAUCCACAUAACCCUCUUGGCCGGGUAUACCCGACAGAGAGCAUCGUCGCGUACGCGGAACUUGCAGAAAAGUACGACCUCCACCUUCUGGUAGACGAAAUAUACGGCAACCAGGUAUAUGCUAACUCGCUUGUCCCGCACCCACCUCCUUUCGUGUCGGCGCUCGCUCUGGACCUCUCCACUCUGGCAAAGUGCGACCAGUCGCGCAUACACGUCGUCGCGGGUCCAUCCAAGGAUUUCGGCGCAUCAGGCCUGCGCAUCGGCCUUUUCAUCUCGCAGCACAACCCUGAGCUUGUCAAACUCAUGGGGUCUUCAGUUGCUUCGAACGCCAUAUCCGGCCCCACGGAUGCGAUCUUCGCUGCUGCGAUAAACGAUAGAGAAUGGCGGAAUUGGUUCCUCGAAGAGAGCCGGCGGAGGAUAGCUGAGGCGUUCGAGAUGGUGGUGGCGUGGUGUCAGUUCCACAAGAUUACGCUACUGCCUUGUUAUGCUGGCCAGUUCGUUGUCAUAGACCUCGCAUCAGUCCUAGACCGCUUUGGCAAGAGUAAAACGUUAGAACAAAAGCAAGAUGCGUUGUCAGGUGCGAUGUUGAAGGCUGGUGUCUUGAUCAUCCCGACUGGCCAAGACCAAUACCCCACGCGAUAUCGACUUGUGUUUGUUCGUCCGAGGGAGGUCCUUCAGCUUGGACUAGACCGCCUCGAAACUGCAUUUGGGUUACCUCAUAUGAGCGAGGCGGGCACUAUGGGUGGUUCAGACGAGCAGGAGGCAAAGAGAUCUAGUUGUGUUAUCGCUUAA
Messenger RNA from Coniophora puteana RWD-64-598 SS2, 1368 nucleotides. Its product is annotated as PLP-dependent transferase. The transcript has 10 exons. Gene Ontology annotation, molecular function: transaminase activity; pyridoxal phosphate binding. Gene Ontology annotation, biological process: amino acid metabolic process; biosynthetic process. Lineage: Eukaryota; Fungi; Basidiomycota; Agaricomycetes; Boletales; Coniophoraceae. The coding region runs from base 1 to 1368 and encodes 455 amino acids. The record is from RefSeq and is a predicted model, not a curated record.